Mycosarcoma maydis (corn smut) is the source of this 1269-nucleotide messenger RNA. RefSeq lists its product as uncharacterized. The coding region runs from base 1 to 1269 and encodes 422 amino acids. Lineage: Eukaryota; Fungi; Basidiomycota; Ustilaginomycetes; Ustilaginales. The record is from RefSeq and is a predicted model, not a curated record. Gene Ontology annotation, molecular function: tRNA binding. Gene Ontology annotation, cellular component: methionyl glutamyl tRNA synthetase complex. The transcript has 2 exons.
AUGUCUGGACAGAGAGCGAGACAGCUCAUCACCGCUACUUAUGCGCAGUAUGCAAACAAUGCUAGUGCCAUCCAGCAACUACAGGGUGACGCAGCUUUGCCGUUGACGGACCUUGCCAACAAACUUGCCGAUCUCACGGGCAAAUCAGCCCAGAUCUUUGGUGCUGACGAUAAGGCCAAGUCGGCUACGACAGAAUGGCUCGAGAAACUCGACAAGUCCGAUGAAAAGCAGCUUGUCUCUGCCGAGGGUCUCAAGUCGCUCAAUGAGCAGCUUGACAGUGUCACCUACGUCGCUUCUAACGAGCCAACCGUGGCCGACCUUGCGCUUUUUGCUUGCAUCUACCCUGCUGUUUCAAAGCUCGAGCCAGCCGAACAGCAUAAAAACCCCUCGGUCGCUCGCUACAUCUCGCACCUUUCCAAUUUGUCGUCUGUGGCCAAAGCCGCCAACGCCGCUCAACUUGGCUUUGCCUCCUUUGAGCCGACCUACGAGGGCAUGCCCACCAUCGAGCGUGCCAAGCCCGAAGACCUCAAGAAGGCCAAGAAAGCCAGCAAGGAGGCUGUUGCUGCUACUGCAGGCUUCUCCAAGAAGGAGGUCUCAGAGCAGCAGCCCGUGAAGGAGAAGAAGGAGAAGAAGGAAAAGGCACCUAAGGAGGCCAAGGCUGGAGCUGGAGGUGGUGGAGGCAAAAAGGGCGGCGCGGCUGCCGCUGCCGCUGACACCACUGGACCUCUCCCUUCUCAAGUUGAUCUUCGAGUAGGCAAGAUCGUCUCGAUCGAGAGGCACCCAGAUGCCGACGCGCUCUAUCUCGAGAAGGUCGACUUUGGCGAAGCCGACGGACCGCGCACCAUCCUCAGCGGUCUGGUCAACUUUGUCCCCAUCGAAAAGAUGCAGAACCGUAUGGUCAUCGGCGUCUGCAACCUCAAGCCCGCAUCGAUGCGCGGUAUCAAGUCGUACGGUAUGCUUCUUUGCGCCACACACAAGGAUGGCAAGGACGGAGGUGUCGAGCCUGUUUACCCCCCCGAGGGAAGCCAGCCAGGCGACAAGGUUUGGGUCGAGGGUUUCGAGGGUCGAGAGCCUGAAGCUGUGCUCAACCCCAAGAAGAAGAUCUUUGAAACCAUUCAGCCAGGAUACACUACGACCGAGGACAAGCAGUGCGCUUGGGUCGGUGCUCUCCCCGACGCAGUGGAUCCGGAGGCAGACAAGAAACCUCGUCUGCUCAGAACCGAAAAGGGCGUUCUGACUUCCGACUUUGUCGGCGCCUCGUUGUCGUAG